AUGUCGGACUUAAGUGUUCCGUUUCUUUUCCAAAAGUCUGUUUCCCUCAGCUCGUAUCGUGAUCGGCGAUUUUCGGGCGGCGAAGUCGAACAAGACAAGAAAUUGUUACAAAGCACGACGCUCUACGUCGGGAAUCUCUCAUUUUAUACAACUGAAGAACAAAUUCAUGAGCUGUUUUCGCGUGCUGGUGAUGUGAAACGUAUUAUUAUGGGUUUAGAUAAACAAUCCAAAACGCCAUGUGGAUUUUGUUUUGUGGAAUAUUAUACAAGAAGUGAUGCUGAACAAGCGAUGAGAUAUAUCAAUCAGACUCGUCUUGAUGAUCGAAUUAUCCGAACCGAUUGGGAUGCUGGAUUCAUCGAUGGACGUCAAUAUGGGCGAGGAAAAAGUGGUGGACAGGUGCGCGAUGAAUACCGGCAAGAUUAUGAUCCAGGUCGUGGUGGUUAUGGUAAACGAAUCAUUCAAGGAAAGGAAAUGGAAAAGGGCGGAAACAAAAGUAUAGCAGAAUUUCAACAAUAG
This is a messenger RNA of Adineta ricciae, 516 nucleotides long. The record is from the annotation of a GenBank genome assembly. NCBI's taxonomy places the organism in Eukaryota, Metazoa, Rotifera, Eurotatoria, Adinetida, Adinetidae.